Molecule: messenger RNA, 1026 nt
Organism: Didymosphaeria variabile
Lineage: Eukaryota; Fungi; Ascomycota; Dothideomycetes; Pleosporales; Didymosphaeriaceae
Exons: 2
Coding region: 1-1026 (341 amino acids)
Source: RefSeq, a predicted model, not a curated record
AUGGAACUCCAGCAAAAGCGAUCAACGUCGACUGAGAAAGUCGUCACUCAAACAAACACACACAACUCUGCUGCGCCGUUCGUGGCCACCCAAAACUUUCUGGUUAUGGACUAUCGCGUCCUACUGCCGCAGCUUCCACCUGAGCUCAGAGACCUCGUCUACACCCAAACAGUGACUGAAGACAACCAAGCCACCUCUACCGGUCUUGACUUCACAAGGAAAGUCUACGACGCCAGCCACACUAGGGUCGACAUCACCCCAGUCCACUGCGGCAAUCCCGCCCUAUUGGCGCUUCAGCAAUACCACUUCCUAGAAGGCGACGAAUACCGACACUUCAUUCUCAACAAUGCAAUUCAGCUUCGCAUUCACGUUCUCUUCAAAGGCCAUACGAACACAUUCGUGCAAGAGCAUUGGGACAAAAAAUUGACAGCGCAUCUGAAGAACCUGGCUAAGCGAUAUCCGUGGCUGCGCAAGGUCACUGACUACGACGUGAGGAUCCUGUGGAAGCCAGCGUCGUGGGCGCCAAGCAAGAAGAAGAGGCGCAUUGGCGCAAUUGCGAAGAGGAUGGUGGAGGUCUUGACGCAGGAGAUGGAUAAGGAUUUGAGGAUGAGGCGCGGUGUUGUGAAGGCGGGCUUGCGUGUUGCGGAUUUCGUGGUUUGCGAUCAUGUAUUGAGGGGUCAGACGUUGGGAUUAGGGGAAUUUGUUUGGGACUUGGAGGAAGGAAGCGCGAGGAAACAGAUUCGUGAAGUUGGCAUUGCGCGGGAUUCAAGAGGAGUUUGCGAUGCGGUCGAAACAGACGGCUACAUGCCUUCGAAGUUCAAAGCGGUGCCCAAAACGACCACGACGGCAAAGCUGCACGGGUGGGAACAUCAAGAGGAAUACGUCAGGAGCUUUCGACGCGAUGUGCAGUGGGACCAGGAGGAGAUUUUUGGAGCGGGCGAGGCUACAGAAGCACCUACGCAACGAGCUGCUCUGGCAAUUGCUGAGGAAAUUUCCGCUUUUGGAGAAGCACGAUCGCGUAGGUGA